AGCACAACUCAACCAAUUGCUCGCAGAACUCAUUAGACAUCAUAUAAGAUAUAUACCGGAAUCUGGAAAAAUAUCAUACUAUGAUGAUCACUGGAAAUUAAAUACAAAUAUUAACAACGAUAAAUCGGAAAAAGAAGCAAAAAUAGGCAACAUAAUGAAUACGUCACAUCCGAAAAAUGAAGCUCGAAAUUCGGAAUCCACUAAUUCAUUAGUAGCGAGUGUAUCUUCGGAUGUUCCAAACAAUUUGGACAAUAAAAUUAAAGUAAAUAAAGAAAUCCAUAAAGAAGUAGACAAAUUGUUUGGGCCUUUGUUGGAAAGAACACAAAGCGGUAGUGUUUUGGAUAUUUCGCCACUAAAACAUAAGAAAAGACAGUACUGUUCCGAAGAAGUGUUGCCAGUUAACAUACUACAUAAUGAAAAUAAUGAACAAUUUUACGAUUCCUCCCAACACCAUAGCGAUCAAAAAGAAGAAAUAAAACAUGAACAACACAAGAAUUCACCAGUUUCGAUUUUGUAUGAUAACCAAAGAGCUGAAAUUAUAGCAUCUGUCACAGAAAGAUUGUAUUCGAAAUUUAAAAAAGAUGCUGCAGCUAACAAAUUGGAUACCCCAGUAGAUAAAAAGAUUACGCAACCGUUAAGUGAAUUAAAGAUUUGUAGCAAUGCUCGUCAGCGCCUUUUAGAAUUGAGUCAAAAAGCAAUUAGAAACAAGAAAAGAAUAGGCAUACCAGCGCACACACAAACAAGACGAGUUGUAAUUCGAGUUAAAGAUCAAGGAAUUAGUGCUCAAACUGAUCUUGCACCGUUUAUAAUUCUCAAAAAAGAUACAAAAAUAUUCUAUAAGGAUGCUGCCACAGAAACUAUUCCUAUGACACCGAGGUGCAAAGACGUUGCAAGCGGAGACGGAUCUUUGAAUUUCCAAGAUAAAUCCACAACAAUGGAAUUAAGAAAUAUAGCGAAAAAACAUAGUACUGUUAUGACAGACAUUAUAUUGAAAAGAAAUAUAUGUACUCAAACUCAAAUUUUACCGCAUUCAAGAAGGAGAAAAAGAGCGUCAGCGUGUACAAAAUUGCACAAAAAGCGUAAAGAUGGCAAACAAACAAAGGAUAGUUGUGUAAUUCCUUCAGUGAUUAAUAUAAACAUUUCACCUGUCUGUUCAUUUGAUUCUGAUUCAUUAAAUUCAAGUGAAAAAUCAGACAAUGAAUCGACUCAAAAUAAAAGUGAGAAUUUGGACACCACUCCAGAUCUUUUGACAAAUCAUAAUAAAGACAUUGUUGAAGAAGUUAAAAUAAGUAAAACUGAUUUAUUAAAUUCUGAAAAAGCUACAAAUGUAAAUGAUGAUGUUAUUUUAACUACUGAGGUUUUUGAUAAUAUUUCUCUCGAAGACUUCCCAGACGAGGAAUUACCUUUACCCAGAGUGACAGUGGACACUACGCGGGUUUACGAUGAUAACGAUAUUAAAAAUUUAAUUUUGGGACGAGAUGUAAAUACGUAUCCUUACAAUAUUGCACUUUCACCAAACAAAAAUAAAGAAGUGAAAAGGGUUAUUAAGUUUAAAGAUUCAAAAGGCGAAAACUUUAACGAAUGUGACAAGACAAGAUUUAAAAAGGAUAAUGUUGACAGAAAUUAUUUUUUGGAUCCUUAUUCUGAUUCUUCAGACUCAACAAGAUUUGAGUCGGAUUCGUUUGUUUGGAAUAAAGGUAAUAAGGAUAUGUGCAAAAAUAAACCUAAUUACAGUAUUAAACAUGGUAAUAUUUGUAACCAUUGGCUUGAUUUUGAUUCCGAUUUAGACUUGGAUAUUAAAACAACUGGUGCAGAACAAAAUACUACCAGCAAAAGAGGCAAAUAUUGGACUUGGCAGAGUGGGAACAAAACAAAUCGGUUGAUAAAAGAAACAAAUGCAAAAUAUAAGGACAAUUUUGGAAAUAUCCGAAAUAAAAUAAUUGAGACCUGUAGCGGUUUAGAAACUGCAGCUUCUGAUUAUGAGAGAUAUUUGGAUAGAUAUUAUGACGAUCACAAAAUACGAAGUCCUACUGAAUAUUUGCAAUAUCUUGUAAACUUGAGAAGGGAAGUAGUUAGAGAAUCACUUACUUGCAGUACGGAUACAAUAUCUUCUGACUGUCAUGAUGCUUCGACUUUAUAAAUGUUAUUGAAGUACUGGAACUAACCAGAAUCAAUAAAAAAAUGUUUUAUUAUAGUAUAUAUCAUAUAUUUGUGUUUGUGUGGCUCGGAUUUGAGUUUUUGAUUUCGAAUAAUUAGC
Molecule: messenger RNA, 2257 nt
Organism: Papilio polytes (common Mormon)
Lineage: Eukaryota; Metazoa; Arthropoda; Insecta; Lepidoptera; Papilionidae
Exons: 2
Coding region: 155-2140 (661 amino acids)
Source: RefSeq, a predicted model, not a curated record